GUCUAAAACAGGGCGGAGCGGAACAGAGCAGGUCGGAAGUAGAUACCCAUGCCCCGUCUCACGCUACUGCCGAUUGGGUAAUAUCCGCUCCAUCGCGGGUCAAAUCGAGUAAUACCCGCGGGGCGGGUUGAAAUUGCAAUCACUAUCACUAGUAACAAUUGCUGGGGAAUGAAGAAGACGAAAGGUCCGUCGUAACUGCCAAAAUGAAACCGAAACCCGCGGGAAAGGCUUUCCUCCUCUUUCUCUCUCUCUCUCGCUGAAUAUUUUUCCUCAGUGAUAUGAAAUCGUGGGAAAUUUAGAGAGAGAAAAGAAAAGGGAAAAGUCCUAUAGACCUCGGUCCUUCCUUCCUGCCUCUCUCUCUCUCUCUUCAUUCUCUCUCUCUCUGCCGCCCUGAAUUCCCACCUGAGAUCAACACAAAGCACCUGAAAUCAAACUACCCAAUUCAAAAUUUGAAAACUUUCCGGCGAUCAAUCUCAGAUUCUGUGAUUCCGUUGGUCAAAUUCCGCCACAACCAUUGGCAGAGGGGGAAAACCAGACAGGACAAAAACAGUUUGGUGUUUUUUUUAAGAAUCCUGACGUCAGAAAACGAAAGAAGAAGAGGAGAAGCUUUGAAUUCUCCGUCAAUAUUCUCGGUUUUGGAUUGUUUCUCAGGUUCCCUAUUCCUCAAUCUAUCUUCGAUUUUGUUUGUUUUCCACCAUGGGUUAGAGGUUGGAGAAGGCUUGCUUCUCAUUCAUUUCUGAUCAUCAUCAGGUAAAUAGAGAGGGAAAGGAGGAUUAGAGAGAGAGAAAGAGAGAAGAAGAAGAGGAAGAGGGUGGGCACCUUCAUUCAUGGCGGCUGCUGCUCUGUGCUGAUUCAUAAAGAAGCAGAGCUUUUUGACUUCAGGUAUGGAUGUUGCCAAUUUCCUGUUUCCUUCCUCUGAUUUUUCGAUAUAGCUGAAGAUCAAACAUGGAGAACUACGUUCUUGUUGAUUAGCUUGUGCUUUACGUUUUCCUUCACGGCUUCUGCGAUUCCUGUUCUUCUUCUGCGAUUCUGAUCCCCUGAAGAUUGAUUGCCCCACUCUGUUUUUUGCUAUAAAAAAUGCUUGUAUAAACUUCUUCCUGAAUCCUGAUAUUCCUAUUGCCCAGGCCGUGACGCUCUUUUGAGAAUCCUUGUUGAAAGAACGAUCUCUCUAAACUUUGAAGCAAACCCUCAUUGCUUCUUCGUUUAGAGAGGGCAGACGGAGAGAUAGAUCGACGAAGAAGCACCCAUCGAGCAAAGAAAUGGAGCAGUUCAGGCACGUAGGGGAAGUCCUGGGAAGCUUGAAAGCACUAAUGGUGCUCCAGGACGACAUUCAAAUCAACCCGCGCCAGUGCGUUCUCCUGCACCAGAUGUUCACCUCGGCAUUCGACACGAUCGCCGAGGAGAUCAGGCACAACCUGACCCUGGAAGAGAAGAACACGAAGUGGAAGCCAUUGGAGGAGCCGCUGAGGGAGCUGCACAGGGUGUUCAAAGAAGGAGAGCUCUACAUCCGCCAUUGUAUGGACAACAACAAGGACUGGUGGGGGAAAUCCCUCUCCCUCCACCAAAACAAAGACUCCGUCGAGUUCCACGUCCACAACCUGCUCACCUGCUUCCAUGCUGUCGUCGAGGCCAUCGAGAGCGCGGGAGAGAUCUCUGGACUGGAUGAGGCAGACAUGAAGAGGAAACGAGUGAUGAUGUCGAAAAAAUACGACCGAAGCUGGUACGACCCCAAGCUGUUCCAGUGGAGAUUCGGGAGGCAGUACUUGAUCCCAAAAGAGAUAUGCUGCCAGUUCAAAGCUGCCCUGAGAGAAGACAAGUGGCAUCUCAUCGAGAAGCUGAAGGAGAAGAAAGCUUCCGGCUUGAUUACCAAGAACGAGCAUCGUGUUGCCGAUCUGCUGCUGAAGAAGCUCAAUAGCGUCGAGAAAGUUAACGGAAAGCUCCCACCGAGCUCGAUCUUAUUAGGAGCUGAAGAUUACAAAGUGAGGAGAAGGCUAGGGGAAGGAAGCCAGUACAAGGAGAUCCAAUGGCUAGGGGAAGGAUUUGCAAUGAGACAUUUGCAGCACGAGAUUGAGCCUUUGAGCUCUGAGAUAUAUGAUCUAAUGUCCUUAGCUCAUCCCAACAUAGUCCAGUACUUCUGUGGAUUCUACGACGAGGAUAAAAAGGAAUGCUUUUUAGUAAUGGAGUUGAUGAGCAAGGAUUUGCAUUCUUACAUGAAGGAGAACAGCAGUCCGAGGAAAAGGGUUCUUUUGCCUCUCCCCAUUGUUGUGGAUAUCAUGCUUCAGGUUGCUAGAGGGAUGGAGUACCUCCAUUCGAAGAAGGUCUACCAUGGAGAUCUGAACAUCACCAACAUAUUUCUCAAGCCGAGGAAAGCCACAGAGGGGUAUUUCAUGGUCAAAGUUUCAGGCUUUGGACUCGCGAGAGUGGAAAGCCAACCUCUGAGGCAUGCUUCUGCGACCUCAGAUGCAAUCGAUCCAACCAUCUGGUAUGCGCCAGAGGUGCUAGCGGAACAAGAGGCCACCGCUGCUGCAGCAGGGAACAAUUCAAGGUUGAAUAGCAAGUACACGGAGAAGGCCGAUGUCUAUAGCUUUGGAAUGCUGUGUUUCGGCCUGUUAACAGGGAAGCUUCCAUUCGAGGAUGGGCAUCUCCACGGUGAUCAGAUGAUCAAGAACAUUCGAGCUGGGGAGAGACCGUUGUUCCCAUUUCACACACCGAAAUACCUUGUGAACUUAACAAAGAAGUGCUGGCAUAGAGAUCCAAGCUGCAGGCCGAGCUUCUCCUCGAUUUGUAGGGUUCUUCGAUACGUGAAGAAGUUCCUGGUGAUGAAUCCUAGUGAUGGGCAGCCGGAUAUGCAGAUGCCGCCUGUCGACUACACCGAACUGGAAACUGGGUUUCUGAAGAAGUUCCCUGCCGAACCGACCUGCGAUUCGAGCUCGGUUUCUCAGAUUCCAUUUCAGAUGUUCGCUUACAGGCUAGCAGAGAGGGAGAAGAUGACGUCGUCAUGUGGUGUGAAGUUCAAGUCGACUGAGGCAGGGAAUGAAGAGCCUCUUACCCUUGCAGCAGGUGAGGAUCCAAUUGUGUUGCCAGCAGCGGAUGAACCGAAGAUCGUAAAUUUUGAUGCGAAGUCCGUUUGUGUUGUGAAUCCGGAGAAGAUGACCACGUCAGAUGCGAGGUCAGUGAUAUCGGAGCCGCUGAACAAUGAAACAGUCCCUGCUGCUUCUGCUGCUGCUGCCGUGGCAAGAAAACCAGCCAAUGUUAAGGUGAAGAAAGCUCCAGUGUUUGAUGCAGGUGUUAAACCGAAAGUGAAAACUCCGGUGAGGUCAUCGCCAGUGAGAUCGUCAGCGACGUGGAGUCCAACUGGCCGGAAAUUGAGGAUGAAUGCUGCAAAAGACAGUCCUAAGAGAACAACAAUGAGUUCACAAAAUCCAGGGAAAGGGGUAUUAUGAAGAAAGAUGAUGAAUGCGCAGAGGAUUGAUCAAUAGUGCUACCUUUCUCUGGUUCACCAUUUUUCCAUCCCUCUCCUUGGUUUUUGUUUCUGUAGGAAGAAUAUGAAUGAGUCAAUCAAAUUUGUCAGAAAGGAGAUAGAAGUGCCUCAGUGAGUGUUACCUGACUUUCCCUGUAGCAGUGUAAUUUGAUUUCUUCACGAUAGAAGUGCCUCAGCAAGUGUUACCUGACUUUCUCUGUAGCAGUGUUACCUGGAUUUGAUUCCUUGUCAUUUCAGGAUUUCAGUAAGCUAAUAUGAAGAGCAAAAAAGUUGAGGAAAACAAAAUCUAAAGCCAACA
Molecule: messenger RNA, 3779 nt
Organism: Linum trigynum
Lineage: Eukaryota; Viridiplantae; Streptophyta; Magnoliopsida; Malpighiales; Linaceae
Source: the annotation of a GenBank genome assembly